GAGCCUGCGGGAAGGGGGUUCUGAGGCGCAUACAGCGCGUCGCGCUGGGUCCCGAUGGAAGCGGCUGCACCUUGCCUGCAGCCUGCGAAAGCCAUCAAGCCCAUAGACCGUAAGUCCGUUCAUCGGAUCUGUUCGGGACAGGUUGUGCUGAAUCUUGGCACUGCGGUGAAAGAGUUGGUGGAGAACAGUCUGGAUGCUGGAGCUACCAACAUUGAUGUAAAACUUAAAGAUUAUGGAGCAGAGGUCAUAGAGGUUUCAGAUAAUGGAAUUGGAGUGGAAGAGGAAAACUUCGAAGGCUUGACUCUGAAACAUUAUACAUCAAAGAUACAAGAUUUUUCUGAUCUAAUACAUGUUGAAACAUUUGGAUUUCGAGGUGAAGCUCUGAGUUCACUGUGUGCAUUGAGUGAUGUUACCAUUUCUACCUGUCACAAGUCUGCAAAGGUUGGGACUCGUUUGGUGUUUGAUCACAAUGGUAAAAUUACUCAGCAAACUCCUGUUCCACGACCGCAAGGAACAACUGUUAACAUACAGCAGUUAUUUUACACUUUGCCAGUGCGGCAUAAGGAAUUUCAAAGAAACAUUAAAAAGGUAGGGAAUACGCAAAAAUGGUCCAGGUACUGCAGGCAUACUGUAUUGUUUCAAGGAGUGCGGAUUAACUGCACUAAUCAAGUUGGCCAAGGGAAAAAAAGCGCUGUGGUAUCAACUACUGGAAGUUCUAGUUUAAAGGAAAACAUUGGAGCAGUAUUUGGGCAAAAACAGUUGCAAAGUCUCAUUCCCUUUGUUCAACUACCUCCUAGCGAAGCUGUUUGUGAAGAGUAUGGACUCAACGCUACUGGCAUGCCCCAGACUCUUUAUAGAAUUGCAGGCUUCAUUUCUCGUUGUGAUCAUGGUGUUGGAAGGAGCGCAACAGACAGACAGUUCUUCUUUAUCAACCAACGUCCAUGUGAUCCAGCAAAGGUUGUCAAGCUUGUGAAUGAAGUUUAUCAUUCAUACAAUAAACACCAGUAUCCAUUUGUUGCCCUUAACAUUUGUGUAGAUUCCGAGUGUAUUGACAUCAAUGUAACUCCAGACAAAAGGCAAAUCUUACUUCAAGAGGAAAAGCUAUUAUUAGCUAUUUUAAAAACUUCUUUGAUGGAGAUGUUUGGUAGUGAUGUUAACAAACUCAAUGUCAAUCAGCAGCUUCUGGAUGUUGCAGGAAAUUUGAAGAAGACGCUUGCUGAAGAGACAGAAAAGCCUCAGGUACAAAUGCUGCCUGACUCUGAGACUGAAAAGCCAAGUUGUGAAGGAAAAAAAAUAAUGACUCUUGCCAGAUUAAGAGAGUCGUUCUCUCUGCAUCAAACACCAGAGAGUCAUUUCCAAAGCCCUAAAAAGGUAAAACGGCAGCACAGCUCCUCUAGACAAGCAUCACUUGAUACCAUUUUGAGUCCUGUAAGGACUCAAAAGGCUAUCUCGACAGAGGAGUCUGAGAAUUGUCAUAAGAUGGACUCAAAGAUGUCAGUUCCAAGCAGGUGCUUGAGAAAAUUAGAAGACAGUGGAGAUUCUGGAUUCUGUAGCACAAGUGAGUCAGAUGCCGGAUGCAGUACACCAGAAACUGGGAGCUGUGUCAACAGUGAAAGUGUAAUUAAUCCUGAAGAAGAAUUCUGGAGUUCAGAACCACCACCUCAAAAUGAGUGUCUGAAAACUGGAUGUGGUGAGAAAUCACUGGAAUGUGAUGUUCCAGUCUUGGGUGCUGACCCUAAGUUAAAUCAAGUGAAUGACUGGACUAAUCCAAAUACGUUAUCUCGAGAAGCCAAGAGUAAAGCCAAGAGUUCUCCCCCAAGAGUAAAAUGUUUUAAAAGCAAGAUCUUGAAAAGUGAAGCAGGUAAAUGUCCCGAAGUGAAGAAUACUAGGAACUGUGUGCCCAAUGUUGAUGUACUAGUGGAAGUUAAAAAGAAAACUGUGCCACUUGAAUUCUCCAUGAAGGUUUUAGCAGAAAAAGUAAAAAAAGUAAUACAGCAACAACGGAAAAGUACAGAAACACAAAAUUACAGAAGAUUCAAAGCAAAAAUUAGUCCUGGAGAAAACAAAGUAGCAGAAGAUGAAUUAAGAAAAGAGAUCAGUAAAGAAAUGUUUGCAAAAAUGGAUCAUUGGCCAAUUCAAUUUAGGGUUUAUAAUAGCAAAGUUGAAUCUGAUCUUUUCAUAAUUGACCAGCAUGCUACAGAUGAGAAGUACAACUUCGAGAUGUUACAACAACACACCGUUCUUCAAGGUCAGAAGCUGAUAGCGCCUCAAAAUCUCAAUUUAACAGCUGUAAAUGAAACUGUAUUGAUUGAGAACCUGGAAAUAUUCAGAAAAAAUGGGUUUGAUUUUGUCAUAAACGAAAAUGCUCCUGUAACUCAGAGAGUUAAAUUAAUAUCAUUGCCAACAAGCAAAAACUGGACUUUUGGUCCACAAGACAUAGAUGAGCUGAUCUUCAUGUUAAGUGACUGCCCUGGAGUCAUGUGUAGGCCCUCCCGGGUCAGACAGAUGUUUGCUUCUCGAGCUUGCAGAAAAUCUGUGAUGAUUGGAACUGCACUGAAUAUGCAGGAAAUGAGAAAACUGAUCACCCAUAUGGGUGAGAUUGAACAUCCCUGGAACUGUCCCCAUGGAAGGCCUACUAUGAGACACAUAGUCAGUUUAGACUUGAUUUCACCAGAAUAACAUUGUUCCCAUCCGUACUCCAAACGUUUUUGUUCAGCUGAUGGGGAAUGGGAAAAAGCUGUCUCACCAGAUGCUGCUCACUCAGGUCAGUCCAAAUUCUGAGC
Molecule: messenger RNA, 2783 nt
Organism: Dryobates pubescens (Downy woodpecker)
Lineage: Eukaryota; Metazoa; Chordata; Aves; Piciformes; Picidae
Gene: PMS2
Product: PMS1 homolog 2, mismatch repair system component
Biological process (GO): mismatch repair
Cellular component (GO): MutLalpha complex
Molecular function (GO): ATP-dependent DNA damage sensor activity; ATP hydrolysis activity; ATP binding
Source: RefSeq, a predicted model, not a curated record